Messenger RNA from Vespa mandarinia (Asian giant hornet), 10891 nucleotides. Its product is annotated as KICSTOR complex protein SZT2. NCBI's taxonomy places the organism in Eukaryota, Metazoa, Arthropoda, Insecta, Hymenoptera, Vespidae. The record is from RefSeq and is a predicted model, not a curated record. Gene Ontology annotation, cellular component: peroxisome.
CUAAACAGUAUGAGUGUGUUCGUCCAUUUAAAUGUGUUUAGUUUAUAUACGUAUGGAAAUAGAAAGAGCAAACAAAUUAAUCACAGAUUUUUUGUUUCCUGGACUUUGACAAUACGAUGUUUUUUUAAAAAUUCUUACAAAUAAUUAUUACCCAUGUACAUAAUAUAAAGAAAAUCAUCGAGGAAUUUAUCGUACACGUAUUUUAAAUUGAAAGAUAUAUUAAACUAGUACUAUGAAGGUUAUGAAUGACACAAAACAUAUCGAAGAAUUAAGCGUUACGACUUUUAGGAUUGUUAUUAAUUGCGUUAAGAGAUUGAAACGAGUAAUAUCGUUUCCCUCUAUUUUCUUUAAGCAAACUUAAUAUUAUUAAUUUCAAUGUCCUCAAAUUAUCGAUGCAUGAUUUCAUCGCUUCAGAGGUUAUGUUACAAACGUAUCUCUAUCUAUCUCUUAACAUAUAUUAGAAAAUGAAUAGGUAGCAAUGUGACCUUUGAACUGUAAUGCGUAUAAACAAAGUUUUGCCAAUUCAUAGUGAUGCAUUCUUUAUUAUCAAGAUGAUAUACAUAUAUUAACUUUUAUGCAAUAAAAUGCAAUGAAAUUAAUUUACUUCAAUGUUAGGCUCACAAUUGAAAAUUCAAGCGAGCAGAUGAUAUGGCUGAAAUAAAGAACGAGGAGAAAACUGUAUUGGAAGCCGAUACUGUGUUUUUGUUAAUGAAAAGAGGAUUUCCUAUAUCUCGUAAUGUGAGAGCCCAAUGGAUGUUAGAGCAUUUAGAUUGUCUAAUAGAAAUUCAACAGCCUAGUACAAAUUAUGAGGAUGCACCAGAGUUAGAAAUUGUAUCCGUAUUACCAAAUGGUUCACCUGGAUCAUGGUCAUCCGAUACUAGUCAUCAAUUUCUAUAUAAAGUUUUAUGGACUACUUCGAUAAUAUUUCUAGCGCAUAAAUACAGAAUGGUUUUUAGUUUAGACCUAAGUCCAUCGCUUGGUACUGUUGAUAUACAGCAUGGAGAAAUUGUUAUAGAUGAGGUAUAUUUAGCUACAAAAAGAUGUCUUGAGGGAAUAACUAAGCCGUUUACUAUUCCAGGAAGUAAACGUAUAUUACAACCAGAGAUUUUUGUGACAGUGAUAGCUCAUACUCCAUUUCUUACAAGCCCGUCGCAACAAGUAUUAAUUCAAGGAUGGCUGCUUACUGCCAAUAAUGUUAAUCAUUUAAUUCAACAUUUGGAAAAGCAAUUAAAUUUGUUGGAAGAAAAGGUAUCAUUUGUAGCUGCCAUCGCGAAUCAACAAUUGGAAACUUUGAAAGCAGAAAAUGAGCGUUUAGUUGGAGGCCUGUUUGAAGAUGGUACUAGUUAUUAUAAUAAAAAUAACAGUUGUCUCGGCAAUACUGCCAUGAUUUUACCAGAAGCUAACUUCAUUAACAUGCUGCGAUAUGGAAUGUUAGCUCUUACUUUGUUACCAGAACAUAGCUGUGCGCAUCUGAUUAUUAUCUCUGACGGGAUAGUUAGCACAACUGACGUUCAUGUGUUAGAUUCAAUUAUGCAACAAUUGCGUGCGACAACUAUUGCGUGUAGUUUUGUACAUGUUGGUAGUGUAUAUCAUCCGCAUUGUGCGGAUGGAUUAAUACCUUAUCAGGAUCUCUUGUGUUUCCUUGCAGCAGCAACUUUAGGGAGUUACAUGACAUAUAUGCCACAAAUUGUACCUGAACAUGGAGAGGAUAUAAAUAUGUAUCAUAAAAAUUUCCUUUGUUGGCAAUUAUAUCGUGACACAUUAAGUUCCAUUACCUCAACUAAACAGACCAAAUGGCAUUCUAAUAAUACAUUUUUUUAUGGUCACAAACCAGUUCAUCUUCUUAGAAAGAAGCAGAUUGACGAUCAAGUUACGUGCACGUUAAGCAGUUUAUUGUGUUGUCGCCUGCGCGAGGGAUAUUUAAUAAAGAGAGCAAUAAUAAGGGAUGACACUCUUGAAAUAUGUUUCGUUCUUUUAUGGAAGAGCAAUGUCUUUUUGGAACACUUGGUAACGUGUCCUUGGUCUUCUAAGUCCUUAUCGGUUUCUAAUACAAUACAAUAUACAAUUACCAUAGAAGCGCCUUAUGAAUUUCUGCAUGACAUAACCUGUUUAUCUAAAAAACCACUCAAAUCGCAAUAUCGUCAGGGUGUUGUGUCACGCUUUUGGAUAGCCAUAAAAUCAUUAACCGAAAGUGACAAUAUGUUGGCACACUUCAGUUGGUUUCCUGGAUCCGGUUGGAGUUGGUACAAUAUACCAGAUACUAUUAGAAGUGGAAUACCUGUAUUUAAUUUAUCGGCUCACCCUGUGCCUAAUACUCUUCAGCUUAGCGAUGCUGCCUGUCCGCAGUUUGGACAAAUAUGGCAUCCAGUUGUUUCAAUGGAAACUUUACAAUGGGCCCGUUGGAUGCACACGCAAAGAAUUACAUUGGUUUUAUCGCACGAUCGACCAUUACCAAAGUAUUUGCAUCAAGCAAAUCAAAAUGGAAGAUUUCAAUGGAUUCAAUGUCGUCAAGCUGCCGCUAUUCUAUAUGCCAUGUUGAAAACUUGGGCAACAUUUGUGCUAGUUGAGAAUCACACAUAUGUUCAGUUUAUAUACAAAGAAGUAGAAAAGCCACCAGUAGCGUUUUCAUUAAUACGCGUUAAUUGUAAGGCACUCUGUGUCGUCUUAAAUAUUGCAUUCACGGGUGGGACCGAGGGUGGUGUCAGGCAUAAUGUCUUAGUCGAUCUUAUUGAAAGAUUAUCUCAAUUGACUUUGCCAAAUAGACCAAUGGAAUAUCGUGAAACACUUUGUUGCACAGUCAUACACAAACCUUUAGAGAAGAUCUUGAUACGUUAUGAACGUGUACCUACCGAUCCAAGUACUAUAAUAUUUCCUGAUAUUGCGCAUACAAAUUCAAAUAGAAAUCCAUCGAUAUUGACCAACAAUCAUACUACGACACUAUCAAGAUACUUGUAUCACAAUCGAUGGUUGUGGCAUGUGAAACGACCAUUUGUACAUAUCGUACCUGGUAUUACUUUACCACGAUUGAACAUCACAGCGAUUGCUAGGAUUCUCUCAACUAUUACAAAGAUGCGUUUAGAGGAAGGCUUUUAUUUCGCUUAUUCAGCAGCUGGAAUCAUAAACAUGGUACUGGAAAUAAACAUGCAAGGUCUUGGAAAAAAUUCUGAACAUUUCCCGUGCAUCAUACAAUAUAUCAUAUUUCCACCUCAAAUUGUACCGAAUACAACUUUAGAACCGGAUCAAUCUGACGAAGAUACUGACGAAGGUACAGUGGACGGUGAUCUUAGCACAGAAGACUGCGAGGGAUCUGGCGAUUUUCAAAUAAUCACAGAAAUUUGGAUCGAACCGCAAUAUGGUCACGUAGGCAUGUUGACCAGACGUGCCGAUGAAUUCAUGCAUUCUCUGCAAUAUCAUCAACUUCCUGACGCGAUCGCUCGCAUAGACGAAGAAUGCGUAAACGCUCUGCUAACUCUCGAGUACCUGAUUCAACUCUGUCAAGUAACAGCAAUGGAAAAUGGGAACGAAGUUAUUUCUGGUCAGGGCUUUCAAACUUUAAGGACGAGCGAUCGUAGCGUAGAUUCUAAUGGACACGCGAACACGACAGGAUGCUUCAAAGGAUCGACGAUGAUCGACGAAAGGAUUCAUCACAUGCACUUUAGCUUCGAUGCUCUCAGCAUUCUACCUAAGUGCCAACAAGGCGAACUCUUGUUCUCCAUGUUUGCUAAUGGUUCCGAUCAUGCCGAGGAAGGAAGACAAAGUGCUAACAAGAUUCUAAUGGAAGGAUUUCUCAAACGCGUUAAACAUUUACAUAAUAAAGAACUUCAGUUGACGAGUACGCAGUCGCAAAAAUUUACCGAGAUGCUUUUGAAUAGACCUCGCGACGAGGAAUCUAAUUUGGCAUAUUUUUCGAAAGAACGAUAUAAAAAAAAUGAGAUUCCUUCAGAUUAUCAUCCUCAUUGGCGUUGCUUCGUUAAAGGCAUAAGUCCGACCCAUGUGAUAAUGACUAUAUUGCCAGCAUCAGAGAAGGACGUCUAUCUAAUAGCAUUUCCUCAAAAUCAAAACGAAAGUGAUUUAAGCAAUAGAAAUAGCUUAGAGGAACGUCAAUCGACGAACAAUGACGUUAACGAGACUAAUUCUUCUGACAAUAUAUACGAAAAAAAAUCUGACUCGUUCGAGCAAACCUCAUCGGUUAAUUCUAAUUCUAAUCGAUCUAAUACACCUCUCGACAACGCUAAAACUACCGAGUCCGAGGGUCUUUUAAUUCCUGUUUACGUUUACAAUUGUUCAUUGGCAUUAUUGAUCGAUGCAUUGAUUGAAAAAUUGGAAUCACCACGUAACAAGGAUAUUUAUCAGGAUCAUACGUUUCGCGUCGGUCAAAAAGAUCGUGAAGAGUUUCUUCAUUCAAAAUUUAUUAACAAUAUGAAGACCUCAUCGCCCGAACCGAAAAGUGAAGAUUCGGAUAAUGCAACAAGCGAUCAAAAAAGUCUGAUGGAACAUUGCAAGAUGUUAAACUUCGCCCAUUGUCAUUGUUACGUAGCAGCAGUUUACAAAUCUUUAGCACUUCAGAAACCACUCAGUUACGAGGACAUGGAAGCAGCAGUCGAAUUAUGCGAGGAAAGUUUGAUAGAAAUCGAUAUAACUAAUUAUUUACAAACUGUAUGCAGACAUUUGAGUACAUCCCAAGAUGGUAACACGUUUGGUCAAUUGAAGAGUAACGUUUGCUAUGACGUCAAACCGUUGCACAAUUUGAUAAAAGACAAAUUCGAGGGUAUAAUAACUGUUGCGUUCAGACCGGUACCAGCUCAUUCAGAAUUUUAUUAUUGCUCGCCAUUGUGGAUUUCGAAAAAGACCACCGGUCGAGUUAAUUCAGAGAGAUCAGAUAGUGACGAUGAUUUAGAAACGUUCGCGUUUCAUUCGGAAAUUAAAUUGGACGACUCCUCUUGCCAAGGAAAGGAAGAUGGAGAUGCAACGAGUACGAAUGAUUUUAGAAAAUUACCAAAUUGCGUCUAUGCUGAUUCAUUUAAUGACGAUGAACUACGAGAAGACAAUAUAUCCGAUAAGGAAGAACCACUUUUCUUACGAUUAAGUUGUUCGGUAUAUUUUCGUUCAGGUUUGAAAAGUACACCUGUCAAUUUACUACCGACUUGUUUCAGCGAGAUCGUUCAAAGAAUGGACGUUCAGAAGGAUGAAAAUGAGACAGAUAUGAAUUUGAAUAAUCUUAAGAUUUCCUUAGGCAUAAUAUGUUUGAAUUUACCAAGAGAAGUCGUUGACGUUACUGCAAAACGUUCUAGAAACGUGAAAAGUAAUAAUAACUUUUAUGACUCGGCUCUCGAGAAUGUUCACGUUGAGUACGAACGUAAUUUGUCUAAUGAAAAGAAGUCAGAAAGUUUGCCGGAAAGUAUGAAGCAUCUUCCACUUUAUCAGCACAGUGCCAUCACCAGUUUGACCUAUGAAAUCGAAUGGCUGCUGCAAGACGAAACGGCUACGGCACUUUUGGAUCGAUCACCGCCAACCGAAAGGACAUUAAAGUUCGUAGCUCGUCACGUCUCAGAGUCUACCGAACGAACGAGUUGUUCUAUGGACAAAGUGCCGCUACAUUUCGUAUUCCCAUCGGAGAAUAGCGUUACGAAGUUUUUAGAAGAGUUAAAAAAAUUGCAAAUCGAUCGUUACUGCAUUCAGCAAGAGGGUUCACUAUUUUAUUUUAUUAAAAAUGCGGAAGACCCAUUCGAGGUGACUGCCGAUAAUGAAAAAGUUUCAAGUUUGAAGGAUCAUGCGUUAAUCAGGAAAGACGAUACUAUCGAAAAUAUCGAACAAAACGUGUCUGUGGAAGUUCGUAAUUCUGGUAGAUUCGACACGGCCGAUCCACCGGGUUGUUACUCCGACAUUUCUAGCAUAGGUGAAGGUAAAAUAGGUACGGACGAUGGUUAUGAGGGUGAUAGUAGCAAUUCCGAAGACGAUUUGCAAUGGUUGAUAGAACUUGACAGACGUAGAGAUUGCCUUCCAAAUUUUUGGCUAAUUUUGCAGGUCGAAAGUAGCCACGUCAAUGUAUAUUUUCACUGCAGAUUUCUAGAACUGGUCUCGCCCGAAGUAGAUUGUUACAAGCAAAUACAAACGAUGCUGGUGACGCAAUUGAAAGUGAUAUGUCGUCGAGUGAACCAAUACUUGCUUCUUCAAAAUCUUCACGAUACGCGCACGUGCGACGUACUUUUGGAACCGGAAGUAAACGAGGAUCACGUUUGGAGAGGCGAUACUAGCAGCGAGUCAGGUGGUUCGUUACAGAGCAAUAGCUCGAUCCUUAACUUUACAGCGGGCAUGUUCCGUUGUCCUGUAGUUUGGGAAGUACCAUUUUAUCUGCAUCCUCGUUUGAAAACCGGACCAGGAAGAUCUGGUCUCUCUCGAGGUAUAAAAGCGCUCCAUGGUGUUUUGAAUUGGUUCUCGGUAAACAAUAGGAGUAACAUGUUCGUUUAUCAAGAAAAUAAUAAGAACGUGUUUUACUUGAGACUUCACGAACAGACCAACGAUGGGAAGCCUCUUCAGAACAAGCUUUCAGAGAGCGAUGAGAAACUUGCGGUUUCUAGGAGCAACAGUGCAGCUUCGUUGUCGCAAGCUAAAGGGAUUGACAGUGCCAACGAUCAUUCUCUGUCUAAUGACACAAGACCCAGAGUCCGAUCUUUCGGUGAAAAAGAAUCUGACAUAUUGAACAAGGCUGGGGAUUCGAUAAUAUUGAAGGUACACGGUAUAUCCGAUGCUGGACCUUUGGUAAAAUGCGAUCUCGUGCAGGUUUUACAAAAUCGUCUUGACGAUGCCGUAUUCGAAGUAUUGUCCGUAAUGUUGGCGCGCAAUCCUAUGUGCAAAUUGACACCGGCCGACGUUCACUUCAUUCAAAAACCAUAUAAAAAUCCUGAAUCCAUAGUACAGUUAUCCGUCCAACCGCAUUGCCUAUUACACAUGGCAGCGUUAGGACAUUAUCUCAGACAAAAUUUAUUACAAUUUCUAUAUAUACCGAAAUAUACCGAUCACAGAACCUGUUAUCACUUUCAAGAUUAUUCUCAGCCAGAGGGUUCCACCAACAGGGUCGCCGAAUCUGAUAUAUUUUUAUAUAAUCAAAGCCCAUCGAGUGGUAGCAAAGGUAUAGCUUGCAUCGCUUUGGCAAUCGCCGAUUCCAAGAGCGAAACACGUCAGAUCGACGAGGCAUUGUGCGAAACGAAUCUUCGUGAACGCUUGAAGAGCGAGAAUUUUGAAAAUUUGGUGUCUACGUCCAUAUGUACGAAUAAGAGUAACGCUAAACAGCUGGUAGAAUUUAGAAUAUGGAAACAGGGUCGGGUCAAUUUAGAGGCAUUGCUUCAAAAAUUGUGCGCUGCUGUCAGAUAUGCAACUUGGGAUUUGGUUACGGAAUACAAUCUUUUGUCUACUGCUCUCACCGAACCAUUGGAAUCUAUCGAUAAAGACAAUUCGACGGAUGAUAAGGAAACUUUUCAACAGAACAAACAGAUUCAAUCGAAGGAUCCUGAGAAUAUCGUCAUAAAUCAAUACGAAUUUGGCGAGGAAGGCAAACUCAAUGAGAUUUAUCAUACGAUAUUGACUAAAUGGUUUAAAUAUGCUUUGGACGUUGGUGUACCCGCUGUUAAGAAACAUGAGGUUAUAAUUCAUCAUAGACACUCGAUUCCCGUUAUUGUCAGAGAAUUGCAAAAUUUAAUACGGGGCCACGCACCUGAUACAUCUAGCAGAGCAUUCGUUUUACGCGAUCGUCAGCCAUUUCUCAGUGAAACAGUAACCUGUACGCCAAAUCUCUUAGCGUUCUGUGAAAAUACCGAGGCUAGAAAAAGAUGGGUUACUAAUGUUAACGAACGCGAGAGAACGUUAUCUCCUGUUUAUGUUUCGUGCGAUUUUAGCAAACACGAGCAAGGAACUUAUACGAAUUGUAUUUUGAUCGCCAGAAAUUUUUAUCAAUGGAAGGUUUCCUUUGGUAAGACGAUCGAAGAGGAAUUACUCGUUCCCAAAGAUCAAAAAUUAUUGCAAAAAUUCAAUCCAUUGAUACUACCGUCCGACUUUGUACCAAGACAGCGGAUAUUAUUAGCUGAAAUCCAAAGUGGCAAUAUAACGUUUUAUAUGUACAAUUGGUCGAAAGAGAGAUCAGAAAAAUUUAUCAAACAAACUACGAGUUUGGGUACUUGGCUGUCGUCGAGGUCGCAACUCUUCACGAAUAUAAUAAUGCAAAAGUUGGGUAUAUUUCAUCAUCAGCCAACGUCGAAUUAUCAACAGGGCGAACAAAAUAAUACGCAGUAUUAUCAAAUCACCGAUAUGGAGAGUCUAACGAAAUUUCCUCACGCCUCGCACGGUGAAAAUAAAUCAAGUUCCAAGCAACAUGGUAGGAGUAAUCCUUUGCCAUGGAAUCAGCUGGUCGGACAAGCUGCGAAAGAAACGGAUAGCAAUGUUUAUCAUUUGAACGACGAUAUUGAUCCUGUCGUGAAAACGGCAUACGACUUGCAAGAUUUUCGUCAUCGUGAAAGAAAAGCCAAAGAGGAUAUGAACAGAUUAUAUACGAUAUGGCAGAAUCGUAGUUCUGCCUCAAAUAUACCAGUUUGUUUCGAUACAUUGAACACGUUCAAACAACAUUCUCGUUUGAUACACUUCUGUCAUACGCCUUUAUUAUUUUUACCAACGUGGCGUUUGCAGUCGGCCGCUACGAGAGAUCACUCGUUAACGCCGCCGUGUUCUCUUGUCUCUAGUAACGUUGGUCAACAAGCGAACGAACAGACUCAAUCGAAAGAGGACUCAUCGAAGGACGUCAUCGUGAAAUGGCAUAGAGAGCUUUGCAACUCGAUGUUGACAGAAUACAAACAGUACUUGCAAAUUUUAGGAUUCAGUUCGAUUCAAGUCGAAUCGCAAGACAAAACGGAGACGGAAAAGACGCCGCAUCAUACGCAUUAUUUAAAGAAAUCAAUGUUGGGUGGAGUUUUGUUGUUUGAAAUUCACUUGGCCCAACCAUUUUUCAUUGCCAAGUUACGUGUCAUCGAAUGCAAUCGUCUUUCAACGAAAACUAACAGCGCCAUAAUCAAUCAGUUCGUCUUGAGCUUCGUGGAUGCCUGUGAUAAAAUAAAAAUCAAUAUGCACUUGCAUUCGUUCACAUACGAUUUUCAUUUACGUUGCAUUCAUUCUUACAUAGCAGGCAAAGGUUUCUGGUCGUUACAACAGGGUUAUCAUCUGACUCAUUUUCUCGAUGAUUUUAACAAAUAUUACAGCAAGGCACCUAACUACGCAAGAAAUCUCGUUUACAGCGACGUGAUCAAUGUAAGAAAUUUAGCCACGCCAGCUCGUAUGUUAUAUACUUAUUUAUUAGCACACGAGGAAACUUAUGGUAUGCGAGCAUUCGUUAUGUCCAACGAACCUCAAGAAUCUCAGGAAGGCGAAUACGUUUUGUUUAAACUACAGAGCACACCGUUGGUCAGUUAUUGCGACGCCCAAGACACCAGAUAUAUCGACGACUUUGACGUUGCUCUGAUAGUUUCUAGAAUCGAACAGCCACCGGAGAUAGAAAAAACGGAGAUAACGUUGAAAUAUUAUUUAAUGUUAACGAGCAAACGUGAGCUCUAUCCUAAACGAGAUUUGGAGAAUAAUAAGCUUGGGAAAUUUCGUACAGUUUAUAGCGUUAUCAAACUGGGUAACAAUUCGCAGCCUGGAAAUUCCUCGGAAUCUAAUUCGAUUUCAAUGGUAGUGCAACCGCCUAUUGUUAAAAAAAGUUGUAAACGCGAAGCGAACAAUCCAACGGAUUCGGAUUCACGUAACAGCGAUUUAGAUUCAAACGAUAACUCGAAGGAAUCCGAUGAGAGAACAACUACGAUAAACAAUUUAGCACCGACGCCGCCGCCUGUACCAAACUCACCCUUAACGCAAAGUCACAAUAUCCUUAAUACGUCGAGUUCGUCGUCGUCGUCACCGCAAUUGGUACAGAUACGUCAGGAAUCCGUAAAUUAUUUGGGAUAUUAUUCGUCACACGAACAAUUGAUGCAGCAAUUGAUCAUGUCCCAAGCUCAGGCAGCUAGACGGCACAUAAUUGAUAUGAUAGAACGUGGUGCUUCUCAAUGCAGGACCCAUCUGCUUUGGAACAAAUUAUUCGAAAAUAAAUCAUCCAUGACUUAUACGGAAUUCAUGGAAUUAUGUUCAUUGGCUCACGUCGAGCCACUUUCUCAUUUGGAGCCUAGGCUAAGUUCGCUAACCAGCCAACCUGUUUCUUGGUAUCAAACUUUGACUAAAGUUCUUCAAAAUAAAUAUCAAGAAUAUCAUAAACAAUUUAGUACUGCCGAUGGGAAUAUAACUCAUCAUCUUAUAUUACAUCAUCGUUCUCUCCAAGCGUUCACUAUGUUGACGAUCGAUCUCCAUACGUCAAGAGGGGAUUUAUACGUCGUUUAUCGUAAAUCCGCCGAAGUCACAAAUACACCCGUCAACAUGGAAGAUGUUUACAGUUUGAUCGAAGGAUUCAUUAAUGCCUGUUGUUUCCAUUUAUGGACUAGUCUGUGUAAUCAAUGAUCAGACGUAAAAAAUACUCGAACGACACAUCGUGGAUUUAAUACGUACUUACGAUUAUUCAAUAUGAUCAUUAACAUCGUAUACCAUCGUAAAAGUUGACAUGUUCUAAUCGAUACGUUGGUAUUCUUGUUAUUGCUGUUGUUAUAAAACUUUGCCGUUUCAUCGAUCGUUAAUCAUCGCUGCCAUUGUCGUCGUUAUUAUUAUUAAUACUAUUAUAAUUAUUAUUAUUAUUAUUAUUAUUAUUAUUAUUAUUAUUAUUAUUAUUAUUAUUAUUAUUAUUAUUAUUAUUAUUAACAUCGUCAUUAAUUAAUUUUAAAUUUACGCGACUUGUAUAUAAAGAAUACAUAGACAUUUUUCUGUUACG